GCAGAUUGUCCUGUGCAUGUUUGAGAAAGAUUACACCGGCAGAGUUAAGAAUACCCGUUUGCUGUGAGCAAAGCGUAGCUGUGAGGCAACUCAAGAGGACGCCUUUGGGUGGGGACCUUGCUGUUACAGCCCAGUAUCACAGGGAAGUGCCAUUUCAGAUUUUCUUGUAUGGACAGGACACUUCAAAAGCUAGAGAAGCCACCUGAGGUCCCAUGAAAUCCAGAACCAUCUACUUAUAAAGUGCUGUUGCCUCUGACUAAGAACAAAAAUUGUUGUUGGAAUAAUAUGCGAACAGAUCAUGAAGAACUCUGUGGCACCAGUUAUGGAUCUUUUUGUCUAAAUGGAGGGAUUUGUUAUAUGAUUCCUACUGUAUCCAGUCCAUUCUGCAGGUGCAUUGAGAAUUACACAGGCGCUCGUUGUGAGGAAGUUUUGCUGCCCAGCAUCAAAUCUCAAACAAAAGGUGACCUGUUUGCAGCUUUCUUGGCUUCCCUUCUUCUUCUAGGAGUUCUUGUAAUUGGAGCAUUCUACUUCCUUUGCAGGAAAGUUUCCAUUACAAGGACAAGUUCUUCAGAGUGUGGUGCCAACCUAGUUGAAACUACAAGCAGCAAUGGCUGCAACAAAAUAACAAUAGCCUAAAGCAUUAGAGUAGAAGAAUGUUGGGGAAACAACAUGCACAGCAACCCUAAGAAUCUAAGUUGUAGAAUCUAAGCUGAAAUGAGAGAAGAAAGUUGACUGAAACAGGAGGCUGACAUGUUGGAGAAGACUAUGUCUA
Messenger RNA from Pseudopodoces humilis (Tibetan ground-tit), 772 nucleotides. RefSeq names its product neuregulin 4 (gene NRG4). Gene Ontology annotation, biological process: positive regulation of cell population proliferation; epidermal growth factor receptor signaling pathway; positive regulation of mitotic nuclear division. The record is from RefSeq and is a predicted model, not a curated record. Gene Ontology annotation, molecular function: epidermal growth factor receptor binding; growth factor activity. NCBI's taxonomy places the organism in Eukaryota, Metazoa, Chordata, Aves, Passeriformes, Paridae.